This is a messenger RNA of Xylaria bambusicola, 1230 nucleotides long. RefSeq lists its product as uncharacterized. The record is from RefSeq and is a predicted model, not a curated record. The transcript is spliced from 4 exons. Gene Ontology annotation, cellular component: transcription regulator complex; PcG protein complex. NCBI's taxonomy places the organism in Eukaryota, Fungi, Ascomycota, Sordariomycetes, Xylariales, Xylariaceae. Gene Ontology annotation, biological process: regulation of transcription by RNA polymerase II. Bases 1 to 1230 code for a protein of 409 amino acids. Gene Ontology annotation, molecular function: RNA polymerase II cis-regulatory region sequence-specific DNA binding; DNA-binding transcription factor activity, RNA polymerase II-specific.
AUGGAAUUAUUGGAACUCGUUGACAAUGAGCCAACAGCUCGCCCAUUCCGGUGCGACUGGAACCCCUGCGGCAAGAGCUUCAAUCGCAAAUCAGAUUUGCAGCGCCAUUAUCGUAUACAUACAAACGAUCGACCAUACGAAUGUACAGCUCCAGGAUGCAACAAAAGUUUUAUCCAACGAAGUGCUUUGACGGUGCACAUUCGAACACACACUGGGGAGAAGCCUCACAAGUGCCAACACCCGGGCUGCGGGAAGCGUUUCUCGGAUUCCUCAAGUUUAGCCCGACAUCGUCGAAUCCAUACUGGCAAGCGACCUUAUAGGUGUGCGCAUGAUGGCUGUUUGAAAAGCUUCUGCCGAAAAACAACCAUGGUCAAGCACCAACGGCGAUCUCAUCAGAAGGGAAUGCAUCUCUCAGAACUCGACGACUGUUCCUCCGAGUCCGACAGCGGCGAGUCUCCUACUACUCCAACUCAAAGGGCAGAGUCAUGGGCGCCUUAUCAUCAGUUACCGUCGCACGUAUCUGGCCACCCGCUCCACCGAUCUACCACUUUUGGAGACUUUGGGUCACACAUGGAUGAAUAUGCUGCCCAGGCCCAUUACCCUCAUCGUCACAGUAUAUCUACUAGCGAUGGUCAUGAAUAUCAAGAGAGUUCUGUCCCGGAGCAACACAGGGGGAUGCAUAUGCUCAACCGCCUGCAAAUACCUCCCAACCCCUAUUACGUACCGGAACAGAACAAUCCUGCCGUUGCCACAAUGAAUACAAACUCCAUGCAGCAAUUCCAAUCUAGCCCACCACAGUCUGAGCGGCCGCCGCAAGAGAUCACAGGCAACCUCAACGGACCUAUGCAGAAUGUGCCUAGCCAUUAUUCUCCCUCUGGCAUGGCCCGGGCUCCUUCCUCACAAAGUGGCUACUUCCACCCGGGUCAGUCUCAGGUGGUUGAUCAGCAGCUUAUGGCUCAAAUUCGGCAACAAUUGCAGCAGCAAUCUAUACACUCCAUAUCGCCAAUCCAGACUGUUCAGCCUAUGCAUGGGGCUCAAGAACAAUUCCAACAUCAACCCGGUCACCACUCUGGCCAGUGGUAUAAUGAAAUACCAUACCAAGCCCCCAUGGAGGUGGCCACGAUUGGUCAAAUCCCGACUUACGGCUCGGUGCUCUUUGACAACUGGGAGUAUAAGGCAGAAGAUGAUCCGACAAUGCAAAUGCCAAGUGCACGAAUUGACAGCAUGUAG